Phasianus colchicus (ring-necked pheasant) is the source of this 1506-nucleotide messenger RNA. Lineage: Eukaryota; Metazoa; Chordata; Aves; Galliformes; Phasianidae. The record is from RefSeq and is a predicted model, not a curated record.
GACGUCACCGCCCAAUGACAGCCGCCCCGCCCGAUGACGUCAGCAGCAUCCAACGGCAUCAGCCCCGCCCUAUGGCGUCAGCAGCCAAUGACGUCACCCCCUCCCAAUGACGUCAGCCCCUCCCGAUGACGUCAGCCCCUCCCAAUGACGUCACCACCCAAUGACGUCAGCCCCGCCCCGAUGACGUCAGCAGCAGCCAAUGGCAUCAGCCCCACCCGAUGACGUCAGCAGCCAUUGAUGGCCGCCCCCGCCCGAUGACGUCACCCCACCCGAUGACGUCAGCACCACCCGAUGACGUCAGCAGCAGCCAAUGGCAGCAGCCCCGCCCAAUGACGUCAUCCCGCCCAAUGACGUCAGCGCCGCCCGAUGCCGUCACCGCCCAAUGACGUCACCACCCGAUGACGUCAGCAGCAGCCAAUGACGUCACCCCGCGCCAUGACGUCACAGCGGCACUUCCGUUUAUUACAAGCGAUCGUUUGGCCCCAAAUCCGCCCCUCCCCCCCACACCUCCGCCCCACAGCGCCGCCGCAGCCAUUCAGUGGGGCAGGACACCACUUGUGGGGCAGAGACUCACUUAUGGGGCAGAUCCCACUUAUGGGGCAGAGACUCACUUGUGGGUCACUGUCACACUUAUGGGUCACUGUCACACUUAUGGGUCGCAGCUCCACUUGUGGGUCAGUCCGUGGGUCCGUCCGUGUCUUCCUUUAUGGGCCCACAUCCACUUGUGGGGCAGCGCUAUGGGGCAGAGCUUCACUUAUGGGGCACGGUCCCACUUGUGGGGCAGACCCCCACUUAUGGGGCAGGGCUCAACUUAUGGGUCAGUCCGUGUGGGUCGCGGCCCCACUUAUGGGUCGCAGCUCCACUUGUGGGUCGGAUCCCAGUUGUGGGGCAGAGCCGCACUUAUGGGACAGAGCUCCACUUGUGGGGCAGGGCUCAACUUAUGGGUCGCAGCUCCACUUGUGGGUCAGUGCGUGGGUCCAUCCAUGUCCUCCCGUGGGUCCACAUCCACUUGUGGGGCAGAGCUAUGGGGCAGAGCUUCACUUGUGGGUCAGAGCUCCACUUGUGGGUCAGAGCUCCACUUAUGGGUCAGUCCGUGGGUCCGUCCGUGUUUUCAUUUCUGGGCCCACAUCCACUUGUGGGGCAGAGCCACGGAGUGCAGCUAUGGGGCAGCGCUAUGGGGCAGGGUCCCACUUGUGGGGCAGGGCUUCACUUAUGGGUCAGAGCUUCACGUACUUCUGGGGCAGCGCCCCACUUAGGGGUCACGGUCCCACUUAUGGGUCAGUCUGUAUGGGGUGGCGCUGUGGGGCAGAGCCAUGGAGGGUCGCUAUGGGGCAGAGCCCCACUUAUGGGGCAGAGCGUCACUUAUGGGUCUGAGCCCCACUUGUGGGUCAGUCUUUGUGGGUUAAUGCCCUACUUAUGGGGCAGAGCCCCACUUAUGGGGCAGAUCCCACUUAUGGGUCACAGCCCCACUUGUGGGUCAGAGCCCCACUUAUGGGGCAGAGCCGC